AUGGCCAGCCCGGCACCAUGGCUGCGCUGGACACAAACAGAGCUGACGCGCUGGGAGGGAGAGGAGGAGGAGGAGGAAGACGACUUUGAAAGGCAGAUGGAUGAGGAUGGGGUCAUCGCUCUCGGGGAGGAUGCCAGGAGCCCACCGUGGGGCGACGGCGAGGACCUGGAGGUGGGGUCCCCAGAGGGUCGCUGGCACCCGCUGCGGGACCCGGAGGAGGAGGAGGAGGAGCAGGGCAGCUCCAGGGGGAACGAGGGGCCCUGGGGGGCAGAGAGCGACGGGGAGCCCUACCCCGAGCUCUCCUACGAGGGCCAGUGGGGCUCAGGCACGGACUGCGGUGACACCUCAGGGCUGUCGGACACCAGCCCUGGCCCCGCCACCCCGUCCCGCCAGCACCGCAGCUGGGGCACAGCCGGGGAUGCCGGUGGGGGGCACAGGCAGGGCUGGUCCCCAAGCCAGAGCCUCCUGAUGCGCUUCUCCACCGAUGACCUCCAUGAUGCCACCAGCACCGAGCCCCAGCCGGCUGGGACGGAGCUGCCAGCCCCUGGUACCGCUGGCUUGGCACCCACCGGGGAGCCCUGGGGCGCUGGGACCCCCCCUGCACCCCAGCUACGUGACAGGCCCCGGGAGCCCAAGAAAGUGGCGCCUGGGGUGCUGCUCCCCAAGCCCAGCCGGCAGUCGUGGUCCCUGAGCCCCCGGCAGCGGCACACGGGCGGCAAGGAGGCGAGGGAUCCCUCGGGAACGGGCCCCGGCAUGGCCGACGGCACCCAGUACGGCCGAGGGCGGCUCAACCACCCCCUGCCCGACCUCUCCAAGGUGGAGGCGCGGGUGAAGUUCGACCAGAGCUACCGGCCGCCGCGGGGCCGAGCGCUGCCCACCCACCCCAGGGCCCCGGGCGGCCCCAUCGGCUUCAAGUCCCCGGCUGAAAUCGUCCGGGAGGUGCUGCUGAGCAGUGGGGAGGGGGUCCCCCCGCAGCCCCCCACCACCGCUGGACUGCCGCAGGAGUUCAGGUCCCCCAGGCAAGCCACCGAGCUGGUGCAGCAGCUCCAGGACGACUACCACAAGCUGCUGACGAAGUACGCCGAGGCGGAGAACACCAUCGACCAGCUGCGCCUGGGUGCCAGGGUGAGCCUGUACUCCGACCCGCCACGGCCCAGCCGCAGCUUCGCCGUGGGCACCGUGGGCACCGGCUGCCGGGUGACAGCUCUCAGCAUCCCGCAGGCCAGGACGGCGGCGUUCAGCAUGGCCCCGGCCCCGCUGUCCUCGCGGGGUGGAGCCCCAGCACCAGGACCAUCGGACCGGGGGGGGUCACCCCGGCCUCUGUCCCCCCCACCACCCAGGGGGGGCUGCCCCAUCUGCCUGGGGCCCUGCUGCUGCCCGGGGACCCAGCUGACACGGACACUGGUGGGACAGACCCACAAGCUGCAGGCACAGGUGGAGUCCUUCGAAGGCUGGAUCCGGACGGGGAGCCCCGCGCCCCCGGAGCAGCUCCAGAGGUUUAGGAAGCUGAAGGAUGCGCAGGAUGCGCUGGAGCGGGCGUACCUGGGAGCCCGGCAGCAGCACCCGGGGGCCUCGGGGGACUUCGAUCCUGACCGCGCGGUGGAAGGGGAGAUUUUCCGCCUGGGGCUGCGCCUGGAGGAGCUGAAGGAGCGGCUGGAGCCCGGGAGCCCCGCGCUGAUGCAGGGUCCCCGGGGGACAGCGGGGGACAGCGAGGCGGUGGGGGGGCUGCCCCGGCCCCUCUGGCACAAGCAGCUCCGAGUGGAGGAGGAUUUUGGUGACCUGCUGGCGCAGUACAAGCAAUUCAAGUCCUUGCCGGAGUCACUGAGCCUGGAGCAGCUGAGCCUGGCAGGGAGUGGGUCCCGGGAGGAGGCAGAUGGCCCUGCGGCAGGGGACAGUGUCAGUAACAGUCCCAGCAAGGUCCGCUGCAGGACACGGUCGCUAGAGGAUGGAGCCAACCUCGAGACCUUGCCCUUGCACCCCCCAGAGAGGAGAGCAGCGCCGCUGCCCCCCGGGGAGCCCCCAUGGCCAGGGGGCACACGGGGCCAUCAGUCCCCUGCCACUGCUGAGGAGCCACCGGCCACAGCCAAGCCCCGCCUGGGGCUUCCCGAGCCACCGCGAGUGUCCCUGUCCCACCACAGCAACAGGGCGGGCAGUGCUGCUGCCCAGCACCGGCCCUGCAAGGAGCAGCGCAUUGUGUCGCCGGAGACCGAUAGCGGCUUCGUGGGCUCAGAGGCCAGCAGGGUGUCACCCCCCGUGCGCACCCCCGAGCACCAGCCCCCCGGCACCGGGACCCCCGGCUCGCUGGGACCCUCCAUCCCCAUCCCCGCGACCCUCUGCCCUCCGCGGAAGAGAGAGGCGACCCCGCUUCCCUCCGAGACAGCACUGAUGGGCAUCUACCCCGCGGGCGGGCAGGGCGGCACGGGGGGGGCCCGCCUGCCCCCCAGCACCCCCUCGCAGAGCAGCUCCCCCCCGCGCUGGGCUGAGAGCGUGGGCAGCGAGGCAGGACCCGACGGUGACGGCACGCACACGGACUCGGAGGCAGAAGGCAGGAGUUGUGCUAGCACCGGCGGCUGCCCCCCCAUCAUGGCCAGGGGCCCAGCCAGUCCCCCGCCAUCCCCCGAAACACCGUCCCCCACCCCGCUGUCCCCCGACCUGCCGGCCCUCGACCCGGCUCGCUGCGACCUGCUGGGCUCCCGGCUGGAGCGUGACCAGGCCAUCCGGGCGCUGCGGGACGAGGUGUGGCAGCUGCGGCGGAGGCUGGAGGAGAGCCUGCGCCGCUCCCGCAGCUAUCCUGAGGGAAAAGCCGCCCCGCGUGCCACCCCAGCCAGGAGGCAGAUGGUGGCCAGUGGACCAUCGUCCCCCAAGGACACAGCACCCUCGGGGUAG
This is a messenger RNA of Gavia stellata (red-throated loon), 2886 nucleotides long. RefSeq names its product AT-hook transcription factor (gene AKNA). The coding region runs from base 1 to 2886 and encodes 961 amino acids. The record is from RefSeq and is a predicted model, not a curated record. Lineage: Eukaryota; Metazoa; Chordata; Aves; Gaviiformes; Gaviidae. The transcript has 16 exons. Gene Ontology annotation, cellular component: centrosome. Gene Ontology annotation, biological process: epithelial to mesenchymal transition; neuroblast delamination; neuroblast division in subventricular zone.